This is a messenger RNA of Sphenostylis stenocarpa, 2505 nucleotides long. The record is from the annotation of a GenBank genome assembly. NCBI's taxonomy places the organism in Eukaryota, Viridiplantae, Streptophyta, Magnoliopsida, Fabales, Fabaceae.
AUGUUAAGUUGCAUAAUGCCACUUUUGCUGCAUGGGACGCUCGAUGUGAUCAUAUGUGAGGUGGAUACACUACCAACUCUUAACGACUGCGAUUUCAACCUCUGCUGCAAGGGUACAAGUAGAAGCGUGAAGAAGAGAUUCCUUUCCCAACUCAAGAGUUGUUUGUUCUGUCAAUGCCAAUGCCAGCCCGGGUUUACCCAAACGGGCCUCUAUGCAACAGUUGAUUUAGAUAAGGCAAGAGUUGCAAGGACUAGACUGUUAAAUGAUCAACCCUCCAACCCCAGGUGGAAUGAGACCUUUCACAUAUACUGUGCACAUUUGAUCUCCUAUGUUAUAUUCACUGUCAAACAAAAAGACCCAAUUGACGCAACUCUAAUUGGAAGAGCUUAUAUCCCUGUUGAGCAAGUUGUGAAAGGUAACAUAGUGGACAAAUGGGUAGAAAUAUUAGACGAGGAUCAUAACCCCAUACCAAGUGACUCUAAAAUCCAUGUCAAAAUGCAAUUCUCUAGUGUUAGGAACGACAUAAGCUGGUCUGAAGGAAUAAUAGGUCCAAGGUUUCAAGGAGUUCCCCACACCUUCUUCAGUCAAAGAACUUUAUGCAACGUUACUUUGUACCAAGAUGCCCAUGUUUCCGAUAGUUUUAAGCCGUUGAUUCCCUUGUCUCUAAGAAAGCAUUAUGAGUUUGGGAAAUGCUGGGAGGAUAUUUUCAAUGCCAUUUCGGAUUCCAGGUACUUUAUUUACAUAACCGGUUGGUCUGUGUACACUGAAAUAACCUUGAUUAGGGACCCCAUGCAGCCCGAAAGAAUCACCCUUGGGGAAUUGCUCAAGAGGAAAGCUGAGGAAGGUGUUAUGGUUCUUAUGCUUGUUUGGGAUGACAGAACAUCUGUGCCAGAUUUCAAGGAAGAUGGCUUGAUGGCAACCCAUGAUCAAGAAACUGCUGAUUACUUUAAAAACACAAAGGUGAAUUGUGUUUUGUGUCCAAGGAACCCGGAUGAUGGAAGAAGCAUAGUGCAAGGUUUUGAAACUUCAACAAUGUUCACUCAUCACCAAAAGACUAUAGUUGUUGAUAGUCAAGUUGUCGGGGCUGCUAUGGGGCAACGACAGAAGAGAACAAUAGUAAGUUUUGUAGGAGGCAUUGAUCUUUGUGAUGGGAGAUACGAUACUCAAGAACAUCCUCUAUUUUCAACUUUGGAUACAGUGCAUAAAGAUGACUUCCAUCAGCCAAAUUUCCCAGGUGCUUCCAUCAAGAAAGGUGGUCCAAGAGAGCCAUGGCAUGACAUUCACUGCAAGUUAGAAGGGCCUGUUGCUUGGGAUGUUUUGUUCAAUUUUCAACAACGGUGGGAGAAGCAGGUUGGGAAUCAGCUCCUAUUCCCUUCAAGCAUGCUUAACGAGUACUUUGUCCCUCGAUCCACUGCGGCAUUGACAAAUGAUAAUGACACAUGGAACGUUCAGUUGUUUAGAUCCAUUGAUGGUGGUGCAGCUUCUGGCUUCCCUCAAGACCCAGAAGAAGCAGCUGAAUUAGGCCUUGUUAGUGGGAAAGACAACAUCAUCGAUAGAAGUAUUCAAGAUGCUUAUAUAAAUGCUAUUCGACGAGCCCAAAACUUCAUCUACAUUGAAAACCAAUAUUUCCUAGGGAGUUCAUAUGCUUGGCAAGCAUCUGAUAUUGUAGUCGAGGAUAUUGGUGCAUUGCAUCUUAUACCAAAGGAGCUGUCAUUGAAGAUUGUUAGCAAGAUUGAAGGAGGGGAAAGGUUUUCUGUGUAUGUUGUUAUACCAAUGUGGCCAGAAGGCAUACCUGAGAGUGCUUCAGUCCAAGCAAUAUUAGACUGGCAAAGGAGAACAAUGGAAAUGAUGUAUGCUGAUAUAGCUCAAGCCAUUGAAAGAACUGGAACUGAAGCCCACCCAAGGGACUACUUGACCUUUUUCUGCCUUGGAAACCGUGAAGGUCAGAAGGGUGGAGAGUAUACGCCUACAGAGGCACCGGAACCCGACAGUGAUUACAGUAGAGCACAAAAGUCUAGGCGAUUCAUGAUCUAUGUUCAUGCCAAGAUGAUGAUAGUUGACGAUGAAUACAUAAUAAUUGGUUCUGCCAACAUAAAUCAAAGAUCAAUGGAUGGAGCAAGAGACAGUGAGAUUGCAAUGGGUGCAUUUCAGCCACGCCAUUUAGCAGUUUAUGAUAGACCACCCAGAGGACAAAUAUAUGGAUUUCGACGUGCCCUAUGGUAUGAACACCUAGGGGAUCCUGAUGAUGGUACAAACAUUUUUGGCGAUCCUAAAAGCAAGAAAUGCAUCAGGCUUGUGAAUCAUCUUGCUGAAACCAACUGGGCCAUAUAUUCUGAGGGAACGUUUGAUGAGACUAGAGAAUUUCACCACCUCAUGCGUUAUCCCAUUGAAGUAACCAACAAGGGAGCCAUAAGGAGCCUUCCAGGGCUUGAAUAUUUUCCUGACACCAAGGCUCGGAUUUUGGGUUCUAAAUCAGACUAUCUUCCUCCAAUUCUCACAACCUAG